AGUAAUAGUUUGAUAAACAGUUUGGAUGCUGCAAUGGCUUUUUUACAAGUACAACCCAAAUAUUUAUCACUGUUGGUUGGAAGAAACUCUACCUACCAUGUAAAUAAUGCAGUUAGGAAACAAGUCUGCAGUACGGCAACCUUAAUUCACCACUGGCGACUAGGCAUAGCCUCUUAUCAAAAACCUCAAGUUUUAAUGAAGAAACUCCACCCGAAGAAUGAGGCAUUUGAUUUGAUAAAAUACAGGUCAUGCUUGAACUCACAGUUCAUUAGUCACAGCCGUCAGACAUUUUCAACAAAUCAGCAGCUAUCUGGGAAGCACCAGAGCAGCCAGCCCACCAUCUGUAAAUCAGAAGGAGAGUUACCCACCUUGGAGGGGAAAACUCUUGCUUUCAGCAUGUGGACACUCGGCUUUGGAGCCAUGGGUGCUGCAAUUGCUGGCAUAAUUCUUGCCAACACAGACUUUUUUAUAACCAUGCCUGAGGUUGCCAGUCUGGAGUAUCUGGGGAAUGCUGAUCUAAAAACCAUUGCAGGAGAUGAGAAGUCAUUUAAAGCUGCAGCUCUGUGGCAGAAGUCUGGUGCAGUGAUCAUGGCUGUACGAAGGCCUGGAUGAUUUUUGUGCAGAGAGGAGGCCAAUAGGCUGUCCUCUCUGAAGCCCCAGCUGGACAAGCUCGGGGUUCCUUUGUACGCUGUGGUCAAAGAGAACAUGGGUACAGAGGUUCAGGAUUUUAGAGCAUACUUUGCUGGAGAUGUCUUCCUGGAUGAGAGGCAAGUGUUCUAUGGUCCAGUCCAGAGGAAAAUGGGUGGUCUUGGAUUCAUUCGUCUUGGAGUUUGGCAGAACUUCAUAAGAGGCUGGAAGUCUGGUUACACAGGCAACAUGAAUGGAGAAGGCUUUGUCCUGGGUGGAGUGUUUGUCAUUGGAUCUGGCAAGCAGGGGAUCCUACUUGAACAUCGGGAGAAGGAGUUUGGAGACAUUGCCAGCACUGAGUCUGUUUUGGAAGCAGCUAAGAAAAUUGUCAUAGAGAAAUAAAUAUAUUUUUAUGUGAUUAUUGAGAGAUGAAAUGUAAGAUGAGCAAGAUGGAACAAAAUACUAAUAGAUGGUUACAAUUAUCAUACAACCAGUAUUUAAUAGAAGUACUAGAACAAGCAUUUCUACGUCACACCUCAUUUCUAUGCUGUGAAGGUAAAGUGACAUUAGAAUUACUGUUUGGCACAACAUGUUUACAGUUCUCAUUUUCAGGUCCUUUAUAGUUCAUUGUUGUUGCUGUUCUUCACUCGAUGUGGUUUCACUGACUGGCUGCUGGUGACUUGGUUUUUGUGUUUUUAUGAUGGUCUGACUUUAAACUCUCUAGUGAGUGAGCAGACUGGAAACCUAACACAUUUACCUGCCCACUAGUUUCCAGUUAGUGGACAACUAAUGACUCUAAAGCAAGUGAUGCAGUAAACUAACAGCUGAACAAAUUGUGUUGUUGUUUCUUUGUUCUUUGUAUGAUUGAUUGAUACUUUAGAUUAAAACUCUUACACACUU
Trichomycterus rosablanca is the source of this 1527-nucleotide messenger RNA. RefSeq names its product selenoprotein U 1a (gene selenou1a). The transcript is spliced from 6 exons. Gene Ontology annotation, molecular function: antioxidant activity. The record is from RefSeq and is a predicted model, not a curated record. Lineage: Eukaryota; Metazoa; Chordata; Actinopteri; Siluriformes; Trichomycteridae.